Molecule: messenger RNA, 981 nt
Organism: Vespa mandarinia (Asian giant hornet)
Lineage: Eukaryota; Metazoa; Arthropoda; Insecta; Hymenoptera; Vespidae
Gene: Fer2LCH
Product: ferritin 2 light chain
Biological process (GO): intracellular iron ion homeostasis; iron ion transport
Cellular component (GO): cytoplasm
Molecular function (GO): ferrous iron binding; ferric iron binding
Source: RefSeq, a predicted model, not a curated record
UAAAUUCCCCUCACCUCGUUAUAUAUCAAAAUCCUACUACUCAAAGAGUCCAAUGUUCGCAUCAGUUAAUUAGUAAUUCAUUGUUGAGAGAACAUCGAAGCGAGAGUAUUCACGUUCUAUCCAACAGUGCAAGAGCAUCAUUUAAAGAGUAAACAUGUUUCUACUAGGAGUAUUGUGUGCUCUUUUUGUCACGAUCUCUGCUUCAACAGAUUCUUGUUAUAGGCAUGUUGAAGAAGCUUGUGAUCUUAAAAUUUCUAAUUCUCUUCUAGGUACUUCAUUUAACUGUACUGCCACAUUUGGGAAUAUCGAGAAGUUAAAGAGUGAACUUCAAGGAUAUGCAAAUGCUCAUAUUGAAUAUAGCUAUGAAUUUUUAUUAAUGUCAACUCAUUUUGGAAAUUAUGAAUCAAAUCGAGAAGGCUUUAAGGCAUUAUAUCGUAAACUGUCAGACAAAGCAUGGGAAAAUGCUAUUAAUAUAGUAAAAUUCCUUACCAAAAGAGGUAGUACAUUGAAUUUUGUUCGUGAAGAACAAACUAACAGUCACAAUAAAAUUGUGUCGGAGAGCGAAACUAGAGAAAUACAGUUUAAUGAAAUUCAAAGUUUGGCUAAAGCACUUCAAAUUGAGGAAAACCUUACAAAAGAAGCUAUAAAAAUUCAUUCAGACGCCCGUCAAAAAUUUCAUGAUCCAUCUGUAUCUCAUUUUAUAGAAGAAAAAUUUAUGGAACAACAGGCUGAUUAUAUGCGUCUAUUAGCUGGACAUAUAAAUGAUUUGCAGAAACUGUUAUUGUUAAAUGACCCUUCUGUUGCUUUAUUUAUAUUUGAUGAAUAUCUUAAGAAAACUGUGUAAAUCUUCAUAAAUUAACAAAUUCUAUAAAUCAUUAUAAAUAAUGCACUUAUCAAUACUUGUACCUCUCCUAUUCAAUUUUGAUUUCUUUUAACGUUUGUAAUAUAUAAAAUUAUGAAUAAUAAAUAUCCAAAAAUGCC